AAUUCAUCCAUCCAUUCUACCUUUUGCCGUUAAUUGACGUUUAUGAGCGCAUCAUUACCAGUUGUAAUCAACAAGACAAGAUCUUGAAGUAUCAUAUUGAUCUUCAUUGAUAUUCGCUCGUGGUCUAGUUCAACCGCCACCCACGACGCCGACAGCAUCAUCACUAGACCAGGCGAAGGCGGAAUAGAGUCUGCAAAUCAUCCCACCAUUCAUCCCACCUUAUUCUAGCAACGAUGAACGCACAGAGAGUUGGCAUCCGGGCGUUGCGGCAAGCCGCCGCAAAGCAGCCCAGCGCCGUCCUCUUCUCCCAAAACCUCCCACGCCUCUCUCUAGCAGCAAAUGUCUCCAGCCAACAGACUAGAACCGCCGCGACCCAAAAACUCACCAUCGAAGACAGCCAGUCCCUCCUCGCCUCGCAACGGCGCUCCCGCCCCGUCUCCCCUCACUUGACCGCCUACGACUACACGCAGACCUGGUUCGGCGCCUCGAUCUGGACGCGCAUCACGGGGCAAGCCCUCAGCACCUCCUUCUACGCCUUCUCGCUUGCCUACCUCGCCGCGCCGCUGACCGGCUGGCACGUCGAGAGCGCGACCCUCGCCGAGGCCGCUGCCAACCUGCCCCCCUUCAUCAACUCCGCGCUCAAGGCCGUCGUCGCCUGGCCGUUCUUCUUCCACACUGCGAAUGGUAUCCGCCACUUGGUUUGGGACUUCGCGGUGGGCUUCAAGAAGGCGACGAUUCAGCAGACGAGCUACGGUGUUCUGGGUAUCAGUCUUGUGGGAACGCUGGGUGCGGUUUUCUUGCUGUGAUUGGACUUGGACUGGAUCAUCCAGGGCGAAAGGGAAGGGUAGGUGGUUAGUUAGUACCAGGCAACUUCUAGGGUCACAACGGGGGCUUGGAUGAUGCGGUUGGGUCGCUAAACCCAUUCAUUAAUAAUAAGCACCUACCCGGGUAGGCACAUGAGCAAUUGGUCAAUUCAAUAUGGCAAUUGGAUUGUGUCUCUAAGUACCUAGCUACGUAGUCACAUUCAUACGGAGACUGUUACUGUUGUACGAAAAGGAUAAUUCAUUAUGGUUCACUACAGUUCAUGUCACUUUACGAGAUCAAAACAACAAGUAAAAGUCUUAAU
Hypoxylon fragiforme is the source of this 1126-nucleotide messenger RNA. Its product is annotated as succinate dehydrogenase cytochrome b560 subunit. The transcript is spliced from 3 exons. The record is from RefSeq and is a predicted model, not a curated record. Gene Ontology annotation, cellular component: membrane. Gene Ontology annotation, molecular function: electron transfer activity; succinate dehydrogenase activity. NCBI's taxonomy places the organism in Eukaryota, Fungi, Ascomycota, Sordariomycetes, Xylariales, Hypoxylaceae. The coding region runs from base 234 to 806 and encodes 190 amino acids. Gene Ontology annotation, biological process: tricarboxylic acid cycle; mitochondrial electron transport, succinate to ubiquinone.